Messenger RNA from Maylandia zebra (zebra mbuna), 1282 nucleotides. It is a transcript of the gene dctpp1, whose product is annotated as dCTP pyrophosphatase 1. Gene Ontology annotation, cellular component: cytosol. The record is from RefSeq and is a predicted model, not a curated record. Gene Ontology annotation, biological process: dCTP catabolic process; DNA protection. Lineage: Eukaryota; Metazoa; Chordata; Actinopteri; Cichliformes; Cichlidae. Gene Ontology annotation, molecular function: dCTP diphosphatase activity.
UUUGAGAACUGGCGGGACUUCUUCACUGGAUAGGAGAGAGGCGGGUUGUUUACAAGCCUCGGAGUUUGUUUAAACACACAGAAAAUGAUGGCAACAAACGGAAAAGACGCGUGUGGGGUCAAUGAAGAGGCGCACACAGCUGCGGUAAACGGAGAUUGUGCAGAGGCGUCGCCGCAGUUGAAGCGGCCGCAGAGGUUCACCUUCAGCUCCGAGCCCUCCAUCGAGGAUAUUAGGCGCAUGCAGGCCGAUUUUACGGACGAGCGAGACUGGAACCAGUUUCACCAGCCCCGCAACCUUCUGCUGGCCAUGGUCGGGGAGGUGGGCGAGGUGGCAGAGCUCUUCCAGUGGAAGGGAGAGGUAGCCGAGGGCCUGCCGGACUGGACCGAGACCGAGCGGGAGCAGCUGGCGCACGAGCUCAGCGACGUGUUGAUCUACCUCGUGGAGCUGGCCGAGAAGUGUCGCGUGGAUCUCCCACAAGCGGUGCUCCGUAAAAUGGCUCUAAACCGUCUGAAAUACCCCGCCAGCAAAGUGCAGGGGUCAGCCAAGAAGUACACGGAGUAUAAAGACUGAUGGACGAGGGGGAGAGCACUGGUGGAGUGUGUUUGCUGGACCUGCUGCUGUUUAAUAAAGACCCACAAACGCUGCACAAUCACAGCUCGGUUUAAAUGACAUUUUCUGGGUUUACAUGUUAGGAAACCACGAAAACCUUCAACUGUUGUGUUAUCUGGGAGUUAUCCGAACUCAAGGAAUAUGUUGGCUUUUACUGAAGUUCACUUUUAAGUCCUGAGUUUUAGUCUGACCUUAGCUGUGCCUCUGUUAGUUUAAGGUGGGACUGUUGCGCAUCGCCUUUCGGGGGUUUAUUUGUCACUAAACAUUUUAAGUUAUUUAGAUUGGCUCCAGUGUCAGCACGGAGUGGAGUGUUGAUCAGUGCCAAACUGGCAGUCUCGUCUCUUUUUUUCCAUCCAAAUGUAUCAGCAUAUUUUUCAAAUUUGGAUGUUUUUAUCAUUUUGUCAUAAGUAAAAGUUGAGUCCGAGUCAUGUUUUCACUCAGCAGUUUUGUGUUUUAAAGGAUGAAACUGGAUUAGUAAUCUGUUAACCAGCCUGCAGUUGAUUAAGCAGUCUUGUACCUUAAUCGAUGUUUUGAUUUCAGUCACAUGUCAGGUCAUCUUGCUGUCCACUUUAUUUGCUGAUUCAAUAAUGUCUUAUUAUUCAUGAAAAGACAAGUUACGUCCAUAAAUCAGGACAUUUGUAUUUGGGCUGUAAUAAAGAGCAGUUACAAUCCA